GGUCCCUGAGCAGCGAUGGCGGCGUGGAUGAGGCCGGGCAAGGAGGAAGAUCAAGCGAGUGAAGGGGAGGAAGAGGAGGCGGAGGAGGGAGAAGCAGGAGAAGAAAGAGGAGGAGGUCGUUGGGAGUACGAUUCCACUUGGGAAGAGGAAGAGGAGGAGGAGGAGGAGGAGAAGAAAGGGCGGCGGGAGAAGGAGGAACGGGAACCGGCUUCUCAAGCUGCUAAUCUGGGAGAAGCGACAGCCCGAGAAAAGCACAGCUGGCGGCCGCCCAGCCCCAGGUGGGCCUUCGCGAGGCAGAGCAUAAAUAGGCGUAACUGGGACGCAGCCAGAGAUCUGCAGAAAUAUAGGCGGCAUUACCCGGGUUUGGAAGAAACUGAGCUCAGUGAGGAAGAAAUGUGGAAUCUGAGCUUCUACAAAAAUGAGAUUAAUUUUUUGCCCAGGGGCCUUUACAUCGAAGACCUCCUUGAGCUGUGGCAAGAUAACUAUGGCGUUUUGGAAGAAAACCAUUCGUAUAUUCAGUGGCUGUUUCCUUUGCGUGAACAAGGGAUGAAUUUUUAUGCAAAACGGCUCACGCACCAAGAAAUCGAGGCCUUCAAGAAAUCUAAGGAAGUUAUGGAGAGGUUCGUCCGGGCUUAUAAACUCAUGCUGAGAUUUUAUGGAAUCAACCUAAUCAAUGAGGAAACGGGAGAACUGAGAAAAGCUGAAAACUGGCGUGAGCGAUUCGGGAACCUCAACCGAUACAGCCAUAACAAUUUACGGAUCACUCGCAUCUUGAAAUGCUUGGGAGAGAUGGGAUAUGAGCACUAUCAAGUGCAGCUGGUGAAGUUCUUCCUGACAGAGACUCUGGUCCACCAGGAGCUGCCUCGGGUGCUGAGAAGUGCCUUAGACUAUUUCAUGUUCACUAUCCGAAGCAAACCAAAACGGCGGGAGUUAGUCUAUUUUGCCUGGCAACACUUCAAGCCAAAGCAUGAAUUUGUCUGGGGCCCUCACAAGAAACUCCGGAGGUUCAAGCCUCAGUCCCCCAAGCUUCUGAGUCACCCAGAAGAGCAAGCACACACCAAGAAAGGAGAUGGAGAGGUGGUGGAGAAGGACAAUAUUGAGUUACCCCAAGAAAUCCUCCAGAGACUUACAGAAAAGCCUGGGCAGCAGGAUGCUGGAGGAACUCUAGAAAAGGCGAACGAUGGGCUGCCUGUGGAGAAUUCCGUUAUUGAGCAUGACACAACAAUAAAUCAUAACCCCCUUGAGCAGCCUGUAUCCAACAGUAGUGCCAAGUUGAGCCCUUCAGCCAGUAAUUCUGUGCAGGACAAAGGUAGCAGGAGGAGAGUUACCUCUGUAGAAGGUGAUGAUCUGUUACUGGAUGGGGAGCUUGUAGAACCCCAGAUGAAGCCUGUAGGUGACUGUAAGACUUCCAGAAAGGCAAACCAGCCUCACUUUGCACUGGUGACAGUAGCCAAGGCAGAGAAGGAAGACAAGGAAGAAGGCACAGUAUCUUCAGAUGGCUCCUCAGAAAGAAAGUAUCAUGCAGAUGAGUGCGUGGGUGGAGCAGAGGGAGAAGGCCUCAAGGAAUCCAAGAAGAGGAAGUUGGAGAUGAGCAGAUUAAGUGGAGAAAGCCCUGGACUACCAAAAAGCCCCAGUGAUAUUGAGAGGAUCUCCCAUAAUCUCGGUGAGGUGGUGAUUACAAAGGAGGAAACUAGCUUCUUGGCCCCCAAAGAAGGGGAAGAGGUCUCCAGAGAUGGGAAGGAGGCUGAAUCCCUUGAUGUGGUGAUAAAAAGACGGAAAGUAGAUGUUGCACCCAGAGGUGAUUCUUCAGAAGUGGACAGUGAGGUGAUCCCAUCUAAGGGCCAGGGAACAAGUUGUAUUACUCAUGACGUUAAGAAGACAGAUUCUGUCUGCCAAGAAGAACCCAAAACAGCAGUCAGUGCUUCAAUAGACACUCUGAGAGGACACAGAGCGGGAGGUGUGGAUGCGUUGGUUGAUUCCAAAAAGAAUGACCUCCCUGUGGAUGACUGUCUGCUGGAGAAAGUUAACGAGCAAGAAGCUACCACUCCAACAGAAAGUGAGGCACCUUGGUUGUCUGAAACCUUUGUAGCUCAUGAAAGGGGAUUGAGGAACAGUGCAGGAUCGGAAGAGCAGGACACGGAAGAAACAUCUGAUGGUUCCACAGGAAGGAAUAAAAAAGCAAAAAUAAAGGAGCAUGAAAACACCAUGGCUGGGCCAGAAAAAGAGUAGUUCUGUCCCAGAUAGGAUGAAAUAGUCCCAGGAGUCCUAAAGGUCAGAAGGGGGUGUAUCUUUCCAGAAGCAGAUCGGAAUGGCCCCUGUGCUUUGUAUGUGUGCAGGGUUUGAUCUCCCCAGAUUUUUAUAAGCACUGGACAUAGUCAAGACCUUAGGGUAAAGGCUUUAGGAUGAAAGGUUGCCACUUAGGUGGUGACUUGCACAUCUGAUAUUCCCACUUCUAGAAAGCUUUUACCUUGUAACUGAUUGCCAGAGGGCUCUGUUCUUUUUUUAACAGAAAGCACUGAACUGUUUAAUACGAUUUACGCUACCACACAGGUGUGUUUUCCAAGUGCUUCCUAGAUGAGCCAGAAGAAUGUAUUUGUUAAAUUAAGUUUGUCUUUGUUAAAUAAAGGUCUUAACUUUUGAA
Molecule: messenger RNA, 2641 nt
Organism: Candoia aspera
Lineage: Eukaryota; Metazoa; Chordata; Lepidosauria; Squamata; Candoiidae
Gene: OGFR
Product: opioid growth factor receptor
Exons: 7
Coding region: 16-2229 (737 amino acids)
Cellular component (GO): membrane
Molecular function (GO): opioid growth factor receptor activity
Source: RefSeq, a predicted model, not a curated record